This is a messenger RNA of Cyphellophora europaea CBS 101466, 1155 nucleotides long. Its product is annotated as agmatinase. Bases 1 to 1155 code for a protein of 384 amino acids. Gene Ontology annotation, molecular function: agmatinase activity; metal ion binding. The record is from RefSeq and is a predicted model, not a curated record. NCBI's taxonomy places the organism in Eukaryota, Fungi, Ascomycota, Eurotiomycetes, Chaetothyriales, Cyphellophoraceae. The transcript has 2 exons.
AUGACUUGCAUGGCUUCUGGAAAACAACACAAGCAUGAAGCCAUCUUGCACUUCGAGCAGAACCAUCUUGACAGACCUUUCUUCCUUCAAUCUGCUCAGGAGGCGACCAACAAGACCUUGCAGGAGGCGUUUGACUACCUCGGCCCUGCCCUCGAGAACCCGCCGCUCUACUCGGACACGGGAGCAUAUGCACAUCUGCCUCAGCUGAAAUGCUUCGAACAGAGUGUGCAGGCUUCCGAGCCGAUCGAUAUCGCUUUCGUCGGGGCUCCUUUCGAUACGGCGACGACUUACCGUCCUGGAGCCCGAUUUGGCCCUACGGGAAUCAGGCUGGGCUCGAGACGUUUGGCGAAGCAUUCAGGGCAUUCGGUCGAGAACGACUUCAACCCUUUCGACGGCCAGUAUGCGCGAGUGGUAGAUUGUGGUGACGUCCCAGUAACGCCCAUGGACAAUCGGGUAGCCUUGACUCAAAUCCAAGCGGCUCAUCAGAUCAUUGCUUCAUACACCCCGGCAAACACCACCACCACACCCAAAGUUCCACGUAUUAUCACCCUCGGGGGUGAUCACACCAUCACGCUUCCCGCCAUGCGCGCGGCCUACAAACACUGGGGACCGCUGAGCAUCCUUCACUUUGACUCGCAUGUCGACACCUUCCGACCACGCAUCCAUGCACCGGAAUCAAGAUACUCGCGCGUCAACCACGGCACAUACUUUCACAUUGCGCAUGACGAGGGCAUUCUCGGCGACGAGACCAACAUGCAUGCCGGGAUCAAGGGCGUCUACCUCGACAGUGGUGAUGAGGCUCACGACCGCAAAUGCGGCUUCGACAUGGUCAAAUGUCGAGAGAUUGACAGCAUUGGCGUCCAGGGCGUCAUUGAGAAGAUCAAGGCUCGAGUUGGCACAGGGCCAGUAUACCUCUCCUUCGACAUCGACAGUGUGGAUCCGGCCUUUGCCCCGGCUACCGGUACAGCUGAGCCAGGUGGAUGGACCAGUCGUGAAGUUCUCGCGAUCAUCAGCGGGCUAUCGAGUUUGAAAAUUGUGGGCGCUGAUUUGGUGGAAGUGGCCCCGAUGUAUGACACCGCCGCAGAGCAGACCGGACAAGUGGCUGCGGAGAUCCUGUACGAGAUCCUGACAGUCAUGAUCAGGUCUCCUGUCUGA